Molecule: messenger RNA, 8225 nt
Organism: Anarrhichthys ocellatus (wolf-eel)
Lineage: Eukaryota; Metazoa; Chordata; Actinopteri; Perciformes; Anarhichadidae
Product: sodium channel protein type 4 subunit alpha B-like
Exons: 27
Coding region: 362-6202 (1946 amino acids)
Biological process (GO): sodium ion transmembrane transport; neuronal action potential; membrane depolarization during action potential
Cellular component (GO): voltage-gated sodium channel complex; plasma membrane
Molecular function (GO): protein binding; voltage-gated sodium channel activity
Source: RefSeq, a predicted model, not a curated record
CUUUCCUCUGUGGGAUGAAUGCUGAAGAGCCACUCGGAUGGAAGGACAGAGGGCAACCUGCACGUCGCACCUGUGGCAUGGUUCAACAUAAGGUGAUUAGACGACUGGCGUUGGUCUAGAGCUUUGUGCGCCAAACUUUUGGAUUGUGGUGAUAAGACGCACUUUUUUUUCUGUCCUGUUGGAUUGGAGUUUUGGUCCGUCAUGAAGAACGACCCUUGACGGCAAGACAUGGAUUUUGCGCGGAGAGUUUGGCUUUUCCUUCGUCUAAAACACGAAGAACUCAACUCUGGAAAUGAUGCUGUAAAUCUCAGAGUUUCAUAUCUGUAAGUAAAUGCUAGUAUAGCAGAAUCAGGAUGAAAAGAUGGCAACCAUGCUGUUACCAACGGGUCCUGAUGGCUUGCGGCGGUUCACUCGCGAAUCCAUGGCUGCGCUGGAGCAGCGGAUUGCGCAGGAGCAGGCCAAGAACGUCAAGGACUGCCACGAGGCUCACAGGAACGCAGAGUCACCCAAACCCAGGCUCGACCUGGAGGCAGGCAAGCAGCUGCCGCGCAUCUUCGGUGACAUCCCUACAGAACUUGUCGGGGUGCCACUGGAAGACAUUGAUCCAUUUUACUACAAGAACCAGAGGACUUUUAUAGUACUUAACAAAGGGAAGGUCAUCUUCAGAUUCAGUGCCACAUCUGCAGUUUACAUAUUUAGUCCAUUACACUUCAUCAGAUCAAUCGCCAUAAAAAUUUUAGUCCAUUCAUUGUUCAGCUUGUUCAUAAUGUUCACUAUACUGACCAACUGCUGCUUCAUGGCCAUGUCUGAUCCGGCACCAUGGACAAAGUACCUGGAGUACACUUUCACUGGCAUUUACACUUUCGAGUCGGCGAUAAAGAUUUUAGCAAGAGGAUUCUGUAUAAUGCCGUUCACCUUCUUGAGAGAUCCAUGGAACUGGCUGGACUUCAGCGUCAUUUCCAUGGCAUAUCUGACAGAAUUUGUAGACCUCGGAAACGUCUCAGCGUUGAGAACCUUCAGAGUACUACGAGCACUGAAAACCAUCUCAGUCAUCCCAGGUCUGAAGACCAUCGUCGGCGCUUUGAUCCAGUCCGUGAGGAAGCUGGCAGACGUGAUGAUCUUGACCGUCUUCUGCCUCAGCGUGUUCGCCCUCAUCGGCCUGCAGCUCUUCAUGGGCCUGCUGCGGCAAAAGUGCAUCCGCAGCCUCGCCCACUGCGUCAACUCCUCCUUUAGCCCCAACGCAUCCUUCAUCUGCAACAACAGAACCUGGAGCUCCAGGGCGGACUUCCUCACCAGUGAAGAUAAUUUUUACAAAGUUGAAGGAGCAAAGGAUGCCUUAAUAUGCGGAUAUGGAAGUGAUGCAGGGAAGUGUCCAGAUGGAUUUGACUGCCUAAAAGUAGGGAGGAAUCCAAACUAUGGCUACACCAGUUUUGAUACCUUCGGCUGGGCUUUUCUGGCCCUCUUCCGACUCAUGACACAAGACUACUGGGAGAAACUGUUUCACCAGACACUGCGCUCAGCAGGGAAGACCUACAUGAUUUUCUUUGUGCUGGUAAUCUUCCUGGGCUCCUUCUACCUGGUCAACCUCAUCCUGGCUGUAGUGGCCAUGGCCUAUGAGGAGCAGAAUCAGGCAACCAUCGCUGAGGCCUGGCAGAAGGAGAGGGAGUUUCAGCUGGCCAUGGAGCACCUUCGCAGAGAACAAAGAUUGGCAGCAAAAAGACAACAAGCACAGGAUACAGACUCAGUGUUGUCCCCAGAGUUGUCUCCAUUCUGUCUGAAGAUGGGCAGCAUACGCCGAAGCAGCAGCCGGAGAAGAAGAUCGCAUCAGGCGUUGUCGGAGGAAACAGCAGAGGAAGCUGCUGAAGAGAAGUUUGACCCACUGGAUGAGCCAAUGCCAUCUCUGUCUCCCCUUCCGGUCCACCCUCUGCUGGCCACGCUCUCCUCUCACCCCCUCAGCACCAGGAGGGGAAGCCAGGUCAGCGUCUUCAGCGCUUUCCGGCCGCGCAACAACUCAGAGGCUGACUUUGGGGACGACGAGUACAGCACGCAUGGGGACGCCUUCAGGAGUCGCACCAGUUCAACAACAACGGCCUGGAAGAAGAGGACGGGCAGUGUGCGGAGCCACUGCUCUCAAAUCUUCACCCCCAGCCUCAACAUCAAUGGCCGGCUCAACAUCUCCAUUGAUCAGAAUGGAGUCACCACUCUGGGCCUACACACUCCCACCUCCAUGCCUGCUUACAGCAUGGAGAGGGUCAGGGAAGACACACUCACCAGUGUGGAGGACACAGUCACCAGACUUUUCCUCCAGCCCUCCCCAACAGUGACUGAGCCCCUUCCAGUACAAAGGAAAAGAGGGCUGAGCUCUGUCAGCUUCUUCAGCGAUGCCAUGGGGGAGCUAGAGGUGUCGAGGCAGAAGUGCCAUCCCUGCUGGUACACAUUCGCCAAGAAGUACCUGAUAUGGGACUGUUGCCCCUGGUGGCUGAAGUUGAAGGACUGGGUGAAGUUCAUGGUGAUGGACCCUUUCCUGGAUCUGGGUAUCACCAUAUGCAUUGUGCUGAACACCCUCUUCAUGGCCCUGGAGCACUAUCCCAUGACUGAUGAGUUCAACACGAUGCUUUCAGUGGGCAAUCUGGUUUUCACAGGAAUCUUUACAGCUGAGAUGGUGCUGAAGCUGAUCGCCAUGGACCCCUACUACUACUUCCAGCAGGGCUGGAACAUCUUUGACGGCAUCAUUGUUUGCCUCAGUCUGAUGGAGUUGGGUCUUUCCAAUGUAGAGGGGCUGUCUGUCCUGCGAUCUUUCAGACUGUUACGCGUCUUCAAGCUGGCAAAAUCCUGGCCCACUCUCAACACUCUCAUCAAGAUCAUCGGCAACUCGGUGGGCGCCCUGGGAAACCUGACGCUGGUGUUGGCCAUCAUCGUGUUCAUCUUCGCUGUGGUGGGCAUGCAACUGUUCGGGAAGAACUACCAGGACUGUGUGUGUAAGAUCUCCAUCAACUGCCAGCUGCCUCGCUGGCACAUGAAGGACUUCUUCCACUCCUUCCUGAUCGUGUUCCGGGUGCUGUGCGGCGAAUGGAUAGAGACCAUGUGGGAUUGUAUGGAAGUGGCCGGGCAACCCCUCUGUAUCCUGGUGUUCAUGUUGGUCAUGGUUAUUGGGAACUUGGUGGUGUUGAAUCUUUUUCUGGCCCUGCUGCUCAGCUCCUUCAGCUCCGACAACCUCUCUGCCCCAGAAGAAGAUGGCGAUUUGAACAACAUCCAGAUCGCCAUCGCCCGCAUCCAUUCCGGUGUCACCUGGCUCACCACGUGCAUCGCCGACCUCUUCAACCGCGGCUUGAAGCGUCGGAAGCAGAAGGUCAAUCAGGCCACCAAGCUGGUUGGGAAUCACGUGGAAAGCAAUGGUGGGAUUUUUGGACGCUAUGGCGAAAAGUACAUCAUACCAGAGGGGGACAGCUACAUGACGAACCCCAACUUGACGGUCAUCGUUCCCAUCGCACCCGGAGAGUCGGAUGUGGAGUUUCUGGAGGAGGAGGAGGUUUCUGAGUCGUCAGAGGAAGAAGACAAGGAGAUAAUCAGCCUAUCAGAGGGCAGCACGGUGGAUCUGAGGAAGCCUGGAGAAGAGGUGGACAACUUGUCAGAGCUGGCUGAAGAGAGUAUGGAGCCGGAGGAAUGCUUCCCAGAAUUGUGCAUGAGGCACUGUCAGUGCUGUGAAAUCGAUACAAGCCGUGGUCUGGGCCAGGCCUGGUGGAGGCUGAGGAAGACCUGCUACCAGAUCGUGGAACACAGCUGGUUUGAGACUUUCAUCAUCUUCAUGAUCCUGCUCAGCAGUGGGGCUCUGGCAUUUGAAGAUAUCUACAUUGAGAAGAGAAAAGUCGUGAAGGUGGUGUUGGAGUAUGCCGACAAGGUCUUCUCCUACAUCUUUGUGCUGGAGAUGUUCCUCAAGUGGAUCGCGUACGGCUUCAAGAAGUAUUUCACCAACUACUGGUGCUGGCUCGACUUUCUUAUCGUGGACGUGUCCUUGAUAAGCCUGGUUGCAAAUUCACUGGGAUAUUCCGACUUUGCUGCGAUCAAGUCCCUGAGGACUCUCCGGGCUUUGAGACCUCUCAGAGCUCUGUCCAGAUUUGAGGGCAUGCGGGUGGUUGUGAACGCUCUCAUAGGAGCCAUCCCUUCCAUCAUGAAUGUGCUGCUCGUGUGUCUCAUCUUCUGGCUCAUCUUCAGCAUCAUGGGGGUCAACCUGUUUGCUGGCAAGUUCGGGAAGUGCGUGAACAAAACCGGCUUCAUCCACAGUGUCUCCAUAGUCAACAACAAGUCAGAGUGCCUCUCUAUGAAUGCCACUCAGUUCUACUGGACAAAGGUGAAGGUCAACUUCGACAACGUGGGACUUGGCUACCUUUCCCUUCUGCAAGUGGCUACAUUUAAAGGAUGGAUGGAAAUAAUGCACGCAGCUGUUGACUCAAGAGGAGUGGAGGAACAACCCAUCAGAGAAAUCAACCUCUACAUGUACCUCUACUUUGUCGUCUUCAUCAUAUUCGGUUCCUUCUUCACCCUCAAUCUCUUCAUCGGUGUCAUUAUUGACAAUUUCAAUCAGCAAAAAAGAAAGUUAGGUGGGCAGGAUAUCUUCAUGACUGAAGAGCAGAAGAAGUACUACAACGCUAUGAAGAAGUUGGGAUCUAAAAAGCCUCAAAAGCCGAUACCAAGGCCUGCGAAUGUUCUCCAAGCCUUCUUCUUCGAUCUCGUGUCCAAGCAAGCCUUUGACAUCAUGAUCAUGAUGCUCAUCAUCAUCAACAUGGUGACCAUGAUGGUGGAAACCGAUGAACAGUCAGAGCGCAAGGAAACCAUCCUCAACAAGAUCAACCUGGCCUUCAUCGUGAUCUUCACCACCGAAUGCCUGAUCAAGAUCUUUGCCCUUCGCUGUUAUUUCUUCACAGUUGCAUGGAACAUCUUUGAUUUUGUGGUGAUAAUUCUCUCUAUUGUGGGAAUCGUUCUUGCCGACAUCAUUGAGAAGUACUUUGUUUCUCCGACCCUGUUUCGGGUCAUCAGACUGGCAAGGAUAGGACGGGUACUUCGACUUAUACGUGCAGCCAAAGGAAUAAGGACUCUACUGUUUGCCUUAAUGAUGUCCAUGCCAGCGCUGUUCAACAUUGGCCUCCUGCUUUUCCUCGUCAUGUUCAUCUAUGCGAUCUUCGGUAUGGCGAACUUUGCCUACGUGAAAAAACAAGAUGGGCUUGACGACAUGUUCAACUUUGAGACCUUUGGGAAUAGCAUGAUCUGCCUUUUUCAGAUCAGCACCUCGGCUGGUUGGGACAACCUCCUGAGUCCCAUCAUGGCCAGCUCCCCAGAGGAGUGCGACCCCCGCUUUGUCAACACUGGCACUAACACCCGGGGAAACUGUGGCAGCCCCUCAGUGGGCAUAGCUUUCUUUGUCAGUUACAUAAUCAUUUCCUUCCUCAUUGUGGUGAAUAUGUAUAUAGCUAUCAUUCUGGAGAACUUCAGCGUUGCCACUGAGGAGAGCACAGAGCCGCUGAGCGAGGAUGACUUUGAAAUGUUUUAUGAGGUCUGGGAGAAGUUUGAUUCUGAGGCCACGCAGUUCAUCGAGUUCUCCAUGCUGUCAAUCUUCGCUGACACCUUGUCGGAGCCGCUGCGCAUAGCCAAGCCCAACAGGAUCAAGCUGAUCUCCAUGGACCUUCCCAUGGUCAGCGGGGAUAGGAUCCACUGCCUGGACAUCCUGUUUGCCUUCACAAAGCGCGUCCUGGGAGAGUCGGGUGAGAUGGACGCCCUCAAGCAGCAGAUGGAGGAGAAGUUCAUGGUGACCAACCCCUCCAAGAUUUCCCACGAGCCCAUCACGUCCACACUGCGCCGCAAACUGGAAGAAGUGUCCGCGAUCGUCAUCCAGAGGUGUUACAGGAGGCACCUGGUGCGCCGGCAUCUGAAGCAGGCAUCGUACCUCUACAGACAAAUAAACUACGAGACUGUGGUGGAUAUGGAGAAUGCUCCGGAAACGGAGGGGCUAAUAGCCUCCAUGAUGCAUCACUAUGGACUUGUCGAGGUGGAGAUUGCACAGACAACAGAAGACACUCUACUGUCCUCGCCACCAUCUUAUGACAGCGUGACCAGAGCAGCCAGUGACCUCUCUGAGGUCGCCAGAUCAAUACCCAGAGACUCUGAACUCGGGGAGCCUGGUGAGAACUACGAGGAAACUUUCCUUUGAGACUCGACUAUGUGGAGAGUGUUUGUGUGGUUUUGGUCUUUUUUGUUUACAGCAGAGAAUAUAGCUCAAAAUGGUCAAAGAGAUGAAACAUUUUUAUAUAUUCGCAGAUGCCGAGGAAAUAUGCAAUAUUUUGAAGUAACUCAGCCUCUGUUUAAAUUGAACAACCCAGAAGUCAAUUUUGUUGCACAGUCAAAACCUCCAUGAGAGGAAGUUGAUCUUCUCUUAAAAAUGUACAUUUGGCAAUUUAAAACACCAAGAUAGGAAAAAAAAGAUCCACUCUAUUUUAAUGUAUACCUAUAUUUAACAUGAAUAACGCGUAAGCUCACACGUGUCAACUAUAUUUACUCAAAACACCACACGAUAUGCGGUUUUUUUUCAUAUCAAUAAACACUGAACAUCACCUUCAACAGAGGAAACUGUUUUGAAAAUGAAAUUCAUAUUUAACACUUUCAAAGUGUCACAAGUCGUCUUCUUGGACCUGUGGUAUUUGUCCAAAUUCAUAAUUUUGCCACCCCUGGAAAUGUUGUUAGCUCAAUAGCUAGCUAGCAGACAUUCCCUGUAAUUAUCAUAUUACAGUUGGAGGUUUAUUUUGAUCUAUUUUUGUUGCAAAAACUCCUGAGCACUUGUAAAGUGAAAUGUGUAUCUGGAGCCAAAUAUCACCUCAAGGGUAAGGACGGGAGAGACACUAAAGGGACAGAUACAAUUAGUUUCAGCUACUUGAUCAACACAACAGAAGGGGACACAGACGUAAGCCUUAUUUUCAUAGGCAAAGGUAGCUAACAAACUAAAGUAGCUAACUAGCAUUAGCAACAUUUCUUACAGAAAACAGCAUUUGAUACUUUGUAAGAACAGAUUCAAGCCGCUGUAAUUACGAACUUGUGUUUCUAAAAAAAAAACUAUGUCUCAAAAAAAUAUAUUGAGAAAAUGCCGCUUUGUCACAUUUUCUACAAACACAAGUUACUUUGUACACAUGUUCAGCUGUUUGGCUGCUGCUGCAAAUUCCGCUGUACAAGUGCUCUGAGAUUUUGAAACGCUUCGCUUCACCAGCAAAAUGUAGUCACGCAGAAAACAAACCAACAGACCGGCUAUCUGAAAACAGAUUAAGAAUAUCGAACAGCGCACAAUUCCCACCGAACAUCUCACAGUAAGCCACUAAACUGCUGUUGUUUUGGAUUCGCAUUCAUGACUGUAGCUGCUUAUUCAGGUAUUACUAAUAUGACUUUAACCAAAGCUAACAUUUGCUCAUAACUUUUUCCGACAUUUUGAAAUUUAAGGCAAAACGCAUAACUAUUCGUAAGUCAGCAUUAUGAAUGGAUAAUAAUUUCUAAUGUUUGGAAUUUAUUUAUUUAUUAAUGAGUUGUGUGAUCAAUGAAAUUAUUCAUUUGAUCGAAUGAAGGUGCUCCAUACUGUAUGUGAUGAUGAAAAUAUGGCCCCUGGUUAAAAUAGUAUCAAGUGAAUUCAGGUCAUGACAUGAGGAAAUUCACAAUUUCUUGCAAUCGUAUUGUCCAAUAUGUACUACUACUAAUAUGAAGAAAUAUGCUGAGAUGGUUAUUAUGUGAACAGCUACAAUUUCUAAUUAAUUUGUCAAACAUAGCACAUUUCAAGUUUAACUUGUACCGGUUAUAAAGAAGAGCAGUGUGUACUAAUAAUCCCUGAAUUAUGUGCCUGAUUUUGACUGUUGUCUGCACACUGAAUCUCUUUAGGCCAUUUAAUUUGAUCUGAUGGAUGUGGAUUGGAAGAGCAUGAAUGCACUGAAAGCUCAUUUUGUAAUCAACUGUGUAAAGUACUUUGAGGCUGUGAAAUAUAUGUGAAGCUAAUUAUUUUUACAUAUUUUUUGUAAUGUAUUUAUAUUGAAAGACAAUUUCAGUGACUCUCAUGACAGCCAUAACAAGAUAUGAUCAAAUUAUAUAAAUAUACUGUGUUCAUUUUUAUAUAAAAGACUUUCCUUAAGGACCUGAUUGUCUGUAUUGCAUUUAGGUUGAUCGUUUCAUGGAUUGUUUUAUGAAAUGGUAAUAAAACUCUU